Molecule: messenger RNA, 1671 nt
Organism: Arachis ipaensis
Lineage: Eukaryota; Viridiplantae; Streptophyta; Magnoliopsida; Fabales; Fabaceae
Product: RNA-binding (RRM/RBD/RNP motifs) family protein
Cellular component (GO): nucleoplasm
Molecular function (GO): RNA binding
Source: RefSeq, a predicted model, not a curated record
UUAUUACUCUCCUCGCCGGCUCCUCUGCCUCGUCCCCGCACCGUCAGUGUUUGCUCGCCUCUGCCUCCUCCGUCUGUGUCGUCCCGGCCGCCUUGGCUCCGCCGUGCCUCGUCUGUCUCUGCCUCCGCCUCGUGCCUCGUCUGCCUCUGCUUCCUCAGUGGCCAUCGUGUUGGCUCCUUUGCAGGCUCUGCUCUGCUCCUCUUCGAAGCUCUGCCUCCGCCGAAGCUCUUCCCUCUCUCGCCGGCGGCUUGCUCUGCAACGGUGCAACACGGCGACGACCCCAAGUUGGAAAAUCGUCUCUGACUCCGUUUCUGGCUUUCUGCUUCUGCUGUAGGUGUUUUCUUUUUCUUGAUUAAUCUCUGGACAAUUGAUUAUUCUGGGUCAACCGGUUCAUCCACUGACCCACCAGUUGAACCACUCCCAGAGCAAAACUGUCAUUUGCCGUAACUGAAAUAACGAAUUUCGUUUUUGCUUUCCAUGCCGCGUUACAAAGAUGAUUCCCCUGCCAUUCGUGUCUACACUGUUUGCGAUGAAUCUCGGUAUUUGAUUGUAAGGAAUGUUCCGUCGUUGGGCUGCGGAGAUGAUCUAAAACAAUUGUUUUCAUCCUAUGGAGAAGUAGAAGAGUGUAAGCCAAUGGAUGCGGAGGACUGUGAGCCAUUCACUGAUGUCUAUUGGAUCAAAUUCCGUCUUUUCAGCAAUGCCAGGUUUGCUAAAAGAAAAUUGGAUGAUUUUGUUUUCCUUGGGAAUCGACUGCAAGUUUCAUAUGCUCCCCAAUUUGAGACGCUCUCUGACACAAAGGAUAAGUUAGAGGGGAGAAGAAGAGAGGUUUUGGCACGACUAAACCCUAGAAGAUCCAAAGAGAUUGGAGCGCCCUCAAGCUCGAAAACUAUGAGCAAGAGUGAGGUAGUUGCUGUUUCCUCAAAUACCAGUUUCGUGUCGGCACAUUUGGAUCAUAAUGAAAGAGGCAGUUCACACGUUGGAAAUCUUCCAAUAACAACAGUCUCCUCUAAUCAGGAUUAUUUUCCUUCUGAUUCCAUGAAUCAAACAGUGAGACUUGUCCGGGAUAAGCUUGAUAAGAUUCAAGCCAGUGGGGAGCAUCCACAAGCUGGAUCUGCAUCCAAGAAAGCAAGAGUUGAUAACAGGAGGAGGAUUUAACAAUCGUAAAAUUGUUGGUGUUCCCGUGAUUUUAUUUGCCGUUGCCUUAAUCGAAUGAACUCCACUUAAGAUAUGAUUUCAACUCAAGUACACAUACUAGCUCAAUCCCAAAGUGUCUUGGCAAUUUUGAUUUCUUAUCUUCAAGUUUUCUUCCGCAAUUGGAAUCUGAGGCACUUAUUUAUAGCCACUCAAUCCUGCGAGGGUCAUCCAGAUAUAGUAUUAUACUGUAAAUGAAGAAGUGAAGAUUGGUAGUAGCUAGCAAGAACAACACCAAAUCAUCAGUCACCAUGCAAUUGUUUGGUGGGUGUGUUCUUUUCCAAGUCAAGCCAUCUUGUAAGAAAGCUUAUUAUUUGAAUUGUGGUCAAUGUGGUUUCAUCUGGAAUAGCAAUGAUGCAAGUUGCCAUAAGGAAAACACCUGUGACCAACCAAGCACUUUUGCCUAGUGCCUAUAAAGUAUAAACCAUUGUCUUUAACUUCGACACAGCUACUGGAAUAUUUACCAAUUUUCGUUGGCAA